AUGGAUAAGAAGGACUUGGCCCCGGCUGGCAAGCUCGGCGAGCAUGGUCAGGCGGAGGCCGCCUACAGAAGGGCUGUAACUGUCAACCCAUCGUCCCUGCUGGCAUGGAAGGGCCUGUCAGAGCUGUUUACCUCACAAGGAGCCAUCACCUCUGACUUCAUCGAGACACAGGAAAAAUUGCUGGAGCUUUCAGAGGGUGUGGAAGCUUCUGAGAAGCGGCAGGGGUACAAAAGAGUGCUGGCAAAGGCAUAUGCGAGCUCUGGACAGCUGGAAAAGGCGAUCCUGCAUCUGCAGGAGCUUCUGAGGGAUGACUCAGCCGCUGCAGAGAUCUGCCUGGAGCUGCUGUGCAGCCUUGCAGAUGCCCAGCUGGCGCUGGGAGCGAGGGGCAUUGAGCUGGCAGGGGGCAGGGACGCUGUAUCUGAGAUUGUGGGUCAGACAGUGGCGUCCCCCAGAUUUGCAGCGUACCACAAAGCCUACUCAGACCGCUUGUGGAGUGAUGACAUGUGCCGGGAGGCUGCCGUCACAUGCCAGCGCCUAAUCAGGCGCUCCACUUCAUCCCGCCCUCUGCAGACGCUCCUGAAGCUUCAGCUGCGCUCGAGUCAUGACCCGGCAGCACAGGAGGCGGCGGCAUUGACAGCGAGAAAGCUGGCGCAUCAAUUCCCAGAGUCUCCCUUGGCUUCUGUGGGGCUGGGCCUGACGCUCUAUCAGAGCUUGAGUAGUGACUGUGCUGAGCCAUCCACCAGCCAACAGCGGUCCCUUAUCCUGCAGCUUCUGGAGCGGGGGGACCUGGCGGCAGCGGGGGGCCUCCCCCAGGCCUGGCUGGCCAAGGCGCGCAUGCAGCUGCAGUCCUGCAACCACAGCGGCGCUCUUGAGACGGCCACACAGGGGCUCAAGCUUUUGCUGAAGCAGCAGCAGCAGCAGCAGCUGGCGGCAGAGAGUCCAGUCAGCGCUGACGAGGAUGCGCUGACGGAGCUGCGACUCAUCAUCGGGAUUUGCCUGCUGUCCCAGGGGCAGGCCGAGCGCGCUGUCACCGCCCUUAAGCAAGUCGCAGGGAACACUGCCAAACCGGGUGCUACGCAGCCGACUGUGUUGCAGCGGCGCGCGCUGGCCGGCCUGGCCCGGGCGGCAGCUGCGAGCGGCGACCGCGAAGCUGCGCGGCAGCUGCACGCUCGUGUUCUCGGUAACGCGCUGACUCAGCAGCCGCCGUCGCGCUCAGCGCCACCGGCAAAGCCCGCGGCGAACUCGCUGGCCGCCUUUGAGCACAUCCUCGGCGCUGCCGCGCUGGCGCCCAAGGCCAAGCCAGUGCCGGAGGCAACGCCGCCGGAUGCCGAGCACUGGGCGCACGGUGACUACGGCUGGUUCCUGUUCGAGGAGGGUGACUACAAGGGAGCUGGGGAGCAGCUGCAAAAGGCCGAGGCAUUCGCAGCGGACGGAGAUUUUGAGGUGGCGGACUGGGAGGUCGCGCAGCAUCGCUGGCGGCUGGGGCGCGCGCACUGGGAGCUGGCGGAAGCUGCCGGGCAGCGCGGGGAAGCUGCCAGGAAAGCGGCGGCUGCCAUGUGGCUCCAGGCCGCCGCCGUGGAGGGCCCUCAGCAGGCACCGGCGUUUGCAUGGCUGGGCCGGUCCUAUUUAAGAUCGCCGGCUGGAGUUGGCCCGGCGCGGCGGUGUUUCCAGAGAGCCCUCUCCAUUGACCCCUGCCUCGCCAUGGCCGGCGACGCGCUGAUGGGCCUGCUUCGGAAGGCCGGGGCGGCCGCUCCCGCGGCGGCGCUUUGCCGGGAGAUUGCUGCGCAGUACCCGGAGGCGGCCUGGGCGCACGUGCAGCUGGGCCUGCUGCUGCUGGGGCAGGGGUACGCAGAGGAGGCCGUGCCUGCGCUGCAGGCGGGCAUCAGGGGAUAUGAGGCGAAUGCUCGCGCAUGGGAGGGGCUGGGAUCCGCGUAUCAGGCGCUGGACCGUCUCACUGCCGCAACCAAGGCACGACCCAAAUUGGAAGCUCAAAAUUUUGAACUACAUUGCGCUGCAUAUGCAAAGGCGCUAGGGUUGGACCCAGCACGCCUGUACAGCCUGGUGCAGAGCAGCACAAUCUAUUUGGCGCUCGGAGCCUAUUCAGACGCGCUGGCCUCCGCAGAAGCUGCCCUGAAGCUGGACCCCCGCAUCGCAGCCGAUGAUCUGGAGGCGGCUGAGCGCCACCUGGCGUCCUGCCUGGCAGGCGCGGGGAACCUGGAAGCCGCGCUGAAGCUUCUAGGCGAUGUGCGCCUGUGCGCGUACUCUGCCCCUCCGCUUGAUCCGAUGCGUGCACUCAAACAGCCUGUGACAGCCCGAGAGCACCUGGACGCUGCCGUCAAGAGGUGGCAGCGGCAGAUUUCUGCGAUGCAGGCGGCGAGGCGCGCGUACGCGAGGGCGUUGCAUGCGGCGCCGCAGCGGGGGGCCCACUGGGGGGACCUGGCAGCCGCCCUGCAGCUGGAGGCGCAGCUUCGCCGCGCGCACUCGCGCAUGGCGCCCGAACAGGCUCCCCGGCUGAGAUCUCUCGCCGAACGCAUGCUGAGAGGCGGCCUGCGGUUGGCGCCGGCUUCGGCGGAUCUGUGGGCGUGUCUGGGUGCAUGUGCGGGGUCUCCUGCCGCACGUGAAUACGCCCUUUCGCGCGCCCUCACCCUCGACCCAAAACAGGCGCCCAACUGGGCAGCCCUGGGCAGGCUGUAUGUGGAGGCCGGGCAGCCCCUGCUGGCAGAGCGUUGCCUGGCAGCUGCCCGCAGCCACGACCCGGGCAGCGCUGCAACUUGGGAAGCCAUGGGAUCACUGGCAGCCCUCAGCCCCCAGGGCUUGGAAGAGCGGGGGGACCUGUACUCUCAAGCUGUGAAGCUGGGCGGGGGGCCCGAAGCGCUGAUGGGCUUAGUAGAGGGAACGCUGCGCGCCGGACGACCCUGCCAUGGCACCGUCUACGCAGCUGCACGAAGAUGUGCAGAGGCGCAGCCGCUGGAUGCUGCGGCAUGGAACGCCCUCGGACGCGUGGAGGAGCAGCGAGGAAGCUUCCUUGAAGCUGCGUCGGCCUACGAGCGCGCCGAGGCCCUUCUCGCUGAUUCACCGGGAGGCACAACAAAUGGGAAUGCUUGCACCGAGGACUGCAUCAUGCAGUCACAUCCCGCCUCGGACAUUCUGCAUGACUUGCUUGCAGCCGUGCGGCUGAACCUGGCACACGCACAUGUCAGAGCCGGGCAGCCUGCCCGGGCAGUCGGGCAGUACGGGCAGCUGGUCGCUGGGGGGCAGAUGCCCGAGCGGGGGGACCUGCCCGAGCGGGCAGCUGACUGGGUCAGCUUUGGGCAGGCUCUGGCGGGCAGCGGGCAGCCCGGGCAGGCUGAGUCAGCGUUUCAGCGAGCCAUGUCCCCGGCCGCCCCGAUCAAGGUUCAGCUGGCGGCGCUGCAAGGAGUUUGCAAGCUCAGGAUCCAGCAGGGCGAUGUGCGCGGGCUGCUGCAGCGGCUGGACGACAGCUUCGAGCUGUUAGUCAGCGCUGAGUCAUCGCAUGACUCAGCCGCGGCGCACUCGGUGUGGCUAACUGUGCUGGCGGCCGCGGCGCUGCCCGGCUAUGCUUCUGCGCGGGGCAAGAUCCACUCCCGAGUGCAGACCUGGAAGUUGCUGGCUGGUGGCGGCAGCGCAGAGUUCACAGCGCAGCAGCAUCGAGUCACGGCGCUGGGUAUGCAGGCAGCAGGGGAUGAUCUGGCGGCCUCCAGGGAAUUGAUGCGCGCGCUUCGCUUAUGCCCCUGGCUGAUUGAGGUACGCGUGGCGCUGGCCUGCUGCGUUCUGCGCAUCUCCCCUGAGCGCCACAUCAGCGCCGGGCGCCUGAUCAGGAGCGAGUUGGUCGAGCGCCUCAUCAGGCGACCACCAGGUGAAGAUGGUGAGUCAGGCGCAGAGCUGAUCGAGCAGGCGAUGAUUGCGCGCACCACAGCCGCCCUUACAGCCAGCACUGAUGGAUCGGCCUUGUCAGAUGUGCAUGCAUGCGCCAAGGUGCUGUCGGCGUGCAUGCACAUGCACCCGCACCGCGCCGCCUUCCCGGGCCUGGCCGCUCCGCUGCUCGCGCGCAUCGACGACCCUUGCAUGCGCAUCGACAACCCCGUCACAGGCAUCGACGACCCUUGCGCGCACAUCGACGACCCCGCCGGGGCCGGCCGCGCGGCGUCCGCCGUUUCCCGGGUCCGAGCCGAUGCGCUGCGGAGGCGCGCGGCUGCGCUGCAGUCAGGGACAGGCUCAGGCAUGAUGGCCUCGGGGGAGAGCUUCCUGGACACAAGGCUCACCCCGCUGCUGUCGGCAGCCGGAUGA
Molecule: messenger RNA, 4305 nt
Organism: Coccomyxa subellipsoidea C-169
Lineage: Eukaryota; Viridiplantae; Chlorophyta; Trebouxiophyceae; Coccomyxaceae
Product: TPR-like protein
Exons: 27
Coding region: 1-4305 (1434 amino acids)
Cellular component (GO): Ski complex
Molecular function (GO): protein binding
Source: RefSeq, a predicted model, not a curated record